Hyaloperonospora brassicae is the source of this 672-nucleotide messenger RNA. Lineage: Eukaryota; Oomycota; Peronosporomycetes; Peronosporales; Peronosporaceae. The record is from the annotation of a GenBank genome assembly.
AUGCCCAUCGUAUACGCACUCGUCUCGCGCGAGAAGACUGUGCUGGCCGAGUACACGGCCACGUCGGGCAACUUCCCAACCGUCACGCGCGUGCUCUUGGCCAAGAUCCCCCCCACGGACGGCCGCAUGUCGUACGUCUACGACCGUCACCUGUUCCACUACAUUGUCGAGGGCGGCGUCACGUACCUGUGCAUGGCCGACGACGAUCUCAAACGCCGCGUGCCGUUCCUCUUCCUCGAGGACAUGAAGAAUCGGUUCCAAGAAGCGUACGGCGAACGCGCCCGCUCAGCGAUCGCGUUUGCGAUGAACAGUCAGUUCCAGCACGAGAUCCGACGGCUGCUCGAGUACUACAAUGCGAACCCCGACGCGGACUCGCUGUCGAGGGUCCGGCAGCAGAUUGACGACGUCAAGGACAUUAUGGUCGAGAACAUUGAAAAAGUGCUGGACCGGGGCGAGAAGUUUGAGCUGCUCGUGGACCGCACGGACAAACUCAAUCGCCAGUCGGUCAAGUUCGAGCGCUCGUCGACGCUCCUGCGCAAGUCCAUGUGGCGACGGAACGCCAAGCUCUGGCUGCUGCUCGUGGCCGUCGGGCUCUUUGUGAUCUACCUCGUCGUCUCGAUGGCCUGCGGCUUUGACUUGAGCGGCUGCUCGGGCAAACGGGACGGCGAGUGA